Metarhizium album ARSEF 1941 is the source of this 1617-nucleotide messenger RNA. Its product is annotated as FAD-binding, type 2. Gene Ontology annotation, cellular component: mitochondrion. NCBI's taxonomy places the organism in Eukaryota, Fungi, Ascomycota, Sordariomycetes, Hypocreales, Clavicipitaceae. The transcript is spliced from 6 exons. Bases 1 to 1617 code for a protein of 538 amino acids. The record is from RefSeq and is a predicted model, not a curated record. Gene Ontology annotation, molecular function: D-lactate dehydrogenase (NAD+) activity; FAD binding; D-lactate dehydrogenase (cytochrome) activity. Gene Ontology annotation, biological process: lactate catabolic process.
AUGAAGUUAGCCACGCGAUUGCUUAGGCCGAAGCCGCUGUCGAGCCCAACCGUAGGUCGCCAGCUUGGAUCAAUUCGUCUAGCUGCCACUUCGUCGGCCACCCAAAAUGGAUCAUCAAAAACGCUUGUGUAUCUCGCAGCUGGUCUGCUAGUUGGCGGUGCUGCUGGCGCUUCCCUGGUCAAUUCUCGUUCUGACGGGCGUUUAUCCGCCGCCACGCCUCGAUGGCAAGAUGCGUCUCAAGGCCAUAAGAAAUCCUCUCGCAAAUACGCCGACAGGAGAACAAUGCGCAAGGCGGUUGACGAAAUAAGAUCAAUACUGGGUGAAGAUGCCGUCAGUGUAGAAGACUCCGACUUGGAAGCCCAUGGCUACUCCGAAUGGUCAACCUCCAACACAGAAGUUCGACCCGUUGCCAUUGUGCGGCCCCAGUCGACAGAGCAGGUAUCGAACAUCGCUAAAGUAUGCACCAAGUACAAGGUUCCAAUGGUUCCUUAUGGCGCCGGAUCAAGCGUCGAAGGCAACUUUAGCGCCCCAUACUCGGGCAUAUGCAUUGAUCUAUCAACCAUGGAUAAGAUUGUAGCAUUCCACCCACAAGACAUGGACGUGGUGGUUCAACCUGGUAUGAACUGGAUCAACCUCAACAAUGACCUCAAGGAUUCCGGACUGUUCCUCCCACCUGAUCCCAGCCCAACCGCCCUCGUGGGGGGAAUGGUGUCGACGAACUGCAGCGGCACCAAUGCUACGAGAUAUGGCACCAUGAAAGAUUAUGUAGUCAACUUGACAGUGGUUCUCGCCGAUGGAUCCGUCAUCAAGACUCGCAACCGACCCCGAAAGACCUCUGCCGGUUACAAUCUGAACGGUCUCUUUGCUGGCUCCGAAGGUACCUUGGGCAUCAUCACCGAGGUAACACUAAAACUCGCGACUGUCCCGUCCGUCUGCAGCGUUGCCACUGUUACCUUUGAGAAUAUCAGGCAAGCUGCAGCUGCAGCGGCUUCCAUCGUUCGGACCGGCGUGCCUGUGGCCGCCGUGGAGCUCAUGGAUGACGUACAAAUGCAAAUCAUUAACAAAAACGGGGGUGCCGGCGGUAGAACUUGGAAAGAAUUACCAACACUAUUCAUGAAAUUCUCGGGAACCGAUGCCACUGUAAGAGACAAUAUAACAUCUGCGCAGACCGUUGCCAACUUCUUUGACUGUAAAUCAUUCGAGUUUGCCACUAGCCCCCAACAGAUGGAGGCUCUGUGGUCUGCAAGAAAACAAGUUCUGUGGGCGUCUUUGGCGGUGAAGCCGGAGGGCACCGAAGUUUGGUCUACGGAUGUGGCCGUUCCACUGUCGCGAAUGGCUGACUUGAUCGGCAAGUGGCUUCACCCUUGCAUUAUAGGACAUGUCGGUGAUGGAAAUUUUCAUCAGAUGAUCAUGUAUAACCCGAGUGUUCCCGAGCAGAGCAAAGCUGUCGCAGACUGUGUCAACUUGAUGGUGGAGGAUGCCAUUGCCAUGGAGGGAACCGUUUCACAUUGCUUGGCAAAGGAACUUGACAGUGCAACGCUGGGAGUUAUGAAAGCGUUGAAGGAUUCUCUCGAUCCCCACUGGUUGCUCAAUCCAGGCAAGAUCUUCGAUGAGUAG